AUGCCCGUCGUCGACCCGAAGCCGUACGACGCGUACGUCCCUGUCCCGCCGUCAAUAGUGUUCACCAACGGCCAUUACAUUAGCGACACGUCAAGGCCGAUUCCCGCGAACACCGUAAACUUGGGCGGCGUUCACUUAAAACCGCCCCGGAAAAUACCGAAAGUAUUGUUGAUGAAUUUCUUCACAUGA
Molecule: messenger RNA, 189 nt
Organism: Cinara cedri
Lineage: Eukaryota; Metazoa; Arthropoda; Insecta; Hemiptera; Aphididae
Source: the annotation of a GenBank genome assembly